Medicago truncatula (barrel medic) is the source of this 2459-nucleotide messenger RNA. Its product is annotated as probable protein S-acyltransferase 22. Gene Ontology annotation, molecular function: protein-cysteine S-palmitoyltransferase activity. Gene Ontology annotation, cellular component: Golgi apparatus; endoplasmic reticulum. Gene Ontology annotation, biological process: peptidyl-L-cysteine S-palmitoylation; protein targeting to membrane. The transcript is spliced from 10 exons. Bases 92 to 1975 code for a protein of 627 amino acids. The record is from RefSeq and is a predicted model, not a curated record. Lineage: Eukaryota; Viridiplantae; Streptophyta; Magnoliopsida; Fabales; Fabaceae.
CGACCACUCGCUCCGACACUCCCUUCUCUCUCAUUCAGAGAAGAUCAAAGAAAAAACCUUUUUCUUUUCACUCUCUGUUUUUCCAAUCCAAAUGGAAAGAAGCACAAGUAUGAGGAAGCAUGGAUGGCAACUACCUUACCAUCCUCUUCAGGUUGUGGCUAUUGCUGUGAUUUUAGCUCUUGGGUUUGCUUUCUAUGUGUUCUUUGCUCCUUUUGUUGGAAAGAAGAUGUAUCAGUAUAUUGUGGUUGCUCUUUAUACACCGCUGAUUACUGCUGUUUUUGGACUCUACAUCUGGUGUGCUGCAUCAGAUCCAUCGGAUCCUGGGGUUUUUAAUUCCAAAAAGUAUCUUAAAAUCCCAGACAGUAAAAUGGGUUUUGGGUUAAAGAGUUCUAAAUUAGGUGAAGAGUCAACUCCAUCAAUGCAUGAUGCAAAGGCUUCAACAGUUGGAGGAAAUUCCAUGGAUAAUGAAGCAUUUGGAACGGGAGGAAAUAUGAAAGAUAAUUCUCAUUCAGUAGAGAAGGCAAUUUCAUCGUCUCCUUGUUUAUCCCGUUUCCUCUUGGUAUGCUCUCCUUGUGCUUAUAUCUGCCGCUGCUCUGGUUCAAGCAAGGAAUCUUCUGAUAAGCAAACCAGUGAAGAUGGCAUGUUCUAUUGCAGUUUGUGUGAAGUUGAGGUCUUCAAAUACAGCAAGCACUGUAGAGUCUGCGACAAGUGUGUAAAUCACUUUGAUCAUCAUUGCCGAUGGCUGAACAACUGUAUUGGGAAGAGGAACUAUGGGCAAUUUUUCACCCUGAUGAUUGCCGCUAUGCUCUUGUUUAUUCUUCAAUGGUCAACUGGAAUGCUUGUGCUCAUUUGCUGUUUUGUUGAGAGGAAGCAAUUUGCUAUGGAAAUCUCCUCUAAGUUGGGAAGCAGUUUCUCUAUGGCUCCCUUUGUUAUUGUUGUGUCUGCCUGUACCAUUCUGGCUAUGGUUGCUACAUUACCUGUUGUUCAGCUUUUCUUCUUUCAUAUCCUCCUCAUUAAAAAGGGACUCAGCACAUAUGAUUACAUUGUAGCUAUGAGGGAGCUGGAGCAAGAGCAGGAGCAGCUAGGAGUUGGAGGCCAUCAAAGUCCCCAAAUGUCAACUGUGAGCUCAUUUACUGCAUUGAGCAGUGUAAGCUCCUUCAAUGCUUUACAUCGUGGAGCAUGGUGCACACCCCCACGCAUGUUCCUCGAAGAUCAGUUUGAUGUAGUGCCCACGGAAACAGGUUCUGUGAGUUCACUAGGAAAGAGGUCAUUGAGAGAAGAGCCAUUAAAGAAAAAGAAUUCUGGAGCAGUUAAAAUUAGUCCUUGGACAUUGGCGCGGCUAAAUGCAGAUGAGGUUGCUAAGGCAGCUGCUGAAGUAAGAAAAAAGUCCAAAAUUCUGCAGCCUGUGGUAAGACAUGACCAGGCUUCCAGGCUAGAACCAGGCAGCAGUUUUGGUAGCAGCGGCCGAAGAAUGGUUCCUACGAUAGACAACAAUAAAAAGCAUGAUAAUAAGCGCAUUUACCUUCCCGCUGACAUAUCUAUGGAAUCCAUGACAAAAGUUUCUUCCAAUAAUACCAAUAUGGGAUUCAAUGGAAGGUCUGGGUUUGCCCCUCCUCAUUUACGUAGUGCAUUUCAAACAAGCCAAGCGAUGUCAAGCUCAGCUGGCAUUGUUCCGUCAUCUCCUGAGAGCAGUUUGGACUCGCCUGAUAUUCGCCCCUUUCAGGCAUCGAGAGCCGAAGAAGCAAGACAUCUUGCAGGUCUUUCAGCUGCUGGUGUUGAAGCUCUUAAGGAAACUCCACUGUCAAGGUCAACUAGUGAUGGGUAUGACGCCUCAGGCGGGGAAGAUAGUGACCAGGUUCCCAGUAGGGUUGUUCAGAGAAUUUCAGAUUUGAGUAGUUUGCUUUUCAGAGCUGAUCAGGAUGAAAGGGCUUUUAGGCCUACAUUGUCAUCCAACAUGAGUCACAUCAGACACUAGGAAGUUGUGACCACCAACUUAGAUGUCAUAAUAAGACAACUAUCUUUCUGACUAUUUAGAGGAGAAUUGUUCAGUUUUUGAUUUGUGAGGUGGAGGCACUUCAACAUUCAGUUGCCAUCAUCUUUUGAUGUUGUUAUUGUUAAACGACACUCCAGAGUUUUGGAGGGCAUGAAGAUUAGGCGCUACUAACCGAUGUACAAAGCUGUAUGUCAAGAGUAACUUACACGGUUCAGCUUCCUGCUGCAUUGCCAUUGCUGCUUCUAAGUUGCUAUUUUGUUAAUUUUUCUAUUCAGUUAUGGUACCUCAUGGUUGGGCUGAAUGGCUUGUUACCUACAUGAAGAGAAUUAGAAAUGUCUGUUUUAGGAAGAAUGUUUUUUCCUUACCCUCUAAAUGAUGUUAAAAUCGUUGAUGAUAGAACAUUAUGAUGUUGUUUGAUUCAUGUAGCUAACUCUAUUUAGAAUCAAGAUGUCUGAAUUAUGUUUGA